CGUUAUUGUCACGGUAGGAAAUCCAGUGUUUCCUCCGUGUCAUGUUUUGUGGUUGUUUUUGUACUUACGUUGUCUCCAUGUGCUCGUUUAGUUGAUUGUGGUCACCUGGGUGUUGAUUGUCUCGCUCCAGCUGAUCCUCAUCACCCCUCAGCUACAUAUACUCACCUCUCUCUCUGUCUGUUGUCAGAUCCUCACUCAUGUUGCAGUCUCCCUGUUGGAUUACCGUCUCCCGUGUUUGUGUUCUGGAUUGUGUUCGUGUUGUCGUCUUCGUGUGAGUGUUCCGGUCACUUCCUGGUUUCAUCCAUUGACCGUCUACACCGUCACCACCGACUUCACCAUCCAGCACUUCUCACGCCACUGUAGACCUUCCGUCACCAUUGCCCACAUCCUGGACUGUGCCUUCAUCUUUCAGUUUCGCUGUAUUUUCUACCAUCAAUAAACAACCAUUCUAAUUACCUGCAAUUGCUUCCUCCUCUCUUACGAGCCAUCACAGUAGGAUCUGACCAUCAUGGAAGCAGCAGGCAAUCGCUCCCCAUCUCAUCUAGAGGACAUUCUGCAGAGAGUCGUUGAUCGUAUGGAGCGCCAAGACAAGGCGAUAGAUGAGAUGGGUCGAGCCUUCCAAGCAAUGGUGACGAAGGUGUCCGAGCUCGCUCUCCAGGCUCAACAGCAACAACAACCGCCACCCGCUGCGCCUCCCACGCCACCCACACCGCCGAUCGUCUCCGGAGGGAUUUCCCAGCCCGAACCACGCCUCCCCAUUCCUGAGAAAUAUGCGGGGGGAGGCAGUGGAUUUGGCUAACGUGCCCGCGGAGUACCACGACCUGAGGGAGGUGUUCAGUAAGUCUCGGGCUGAUUCUCUUCCUCCUCAUCGUCCCUAUGACUGUGCGAUAGAGUUAUUGCCAGG
Messenger RNA from Carassius gibelio (silver crucian carp), 904 nucleotides. Its product is annotated as huntingtin-like. The coding region runs from base 509 to 799 and encodes 96 amino acids. The transcript is spliced from 2 exons. NCBI's taxonomy places the organism in Eukaryota, Metazoa, Chordata, Actinopteri, Cypriniformes, Cyprinidae. The record is from RefSeq and is a predicted model, not a curated record.